Plasmodium gallinaceum is the source of this 5136-nucleotide messenger RNA. RefSeq names its product conserved Plasmodium protein, unknown function. Lineage: Eukaryota; Apicomplexa; Aconoidasida; Haemosporida; Plasmodiidae. Bases 1 to 5136 code for a protein of 1711 amino acids. The record is from RefSeq and is a predicted model, not a curated record. The transcript has a single exon.
AUGAUGUAUUUAAAAAAUAAAUUAAAUAUGCAGAAUAUUACUAAUAACCAUGAGAAAAUGAAUGAACCUUAUAUUUAUAUUGGAAAUGUAGAUACUGAAAAUUUUUUAAUGAAAACAAGUAAUAAAUCAAAAUUACAAGUAAAAUCAGAAGACUCUAUUUUGAAUUAUAAAAAUAAUAAUAUAAUUCAAAAUAACUCUUAUAAAAAUAUCUACUUGCUAAAUAAAAAUAUAAGAAAAGAAAAUGAAUUCUUAUGUAAAGAAAUAAAUUCUAAAACACAAUUAAUUAACGAAAACACAGGAAAUUUAAUUAAUUUAAAUACAAAACCUCAUAUAUGUCAAAAUAUGAAUGCAAAUUGCAUAAAUAAAAAUAUUCAAUUAAAUAAUUCCUUUAAUAACAAUAUAGCAAUAAUAAAAGACAGUAAAAUAAAAGUAAGUACACAAAAUAAAUAUGCAAAAAAUAAAAUAAAUGUCCUUAUAAAACAAAGUAACUCAAUGAAGUUGAACAGAGAUAUUAGUGAAAAAAAAAAUUACACUAUAAGAAAAUUUUCUGAAUUAUAUUCUGAAAAUAGUAAAAAAGAAUAUGGACAGAAAUAUUUUAUUUACAAUAAUCAUUCUUUAUAUAAAUUAAAAAAUAAUGAAAACACUUUGUCUAAUGAAUAUGAGAAUACAUCAAUAAAAUUUCCAAAAUUUUUUUCUUUAAAUACAAAACAGAAGAUGGAUGAUUAUUCUAAUGUUAUUAGAUCAAGUAAUUGUGAAAAAAAAAAUAUUUUUAAUAAAGUUGAUUAUAAAAUAUAUAAUAAAAACAUAAAUGAUUUAAAAAAUAAAGAUAAUUUUUAUCUCAAUAAUCCUAUUUCUUUUAUUGAAAAUAAUAAAUAUGAAACGUGUAGUAAAAAUACAGAUAAUAGAUACAAUACAUUACAAAAUUAUAUUAGAAAAAAAAAUAGUCUAAAUGAUAUACAUAAAGAAAAUUUAUUUAUAAAACAAAACGUUAAUUCUAAUCAAACAUUUAAUAAUAAUAAUUCUUUUAAUGACAAUAUAAAUAAUAACAACGAAAAAUUAAUUCAUUUAAAAACCAUUAGUUUAAGUAACAUUCUAGAUAACAAAUAUACAAAUUUUAAUAAAAAUAAUAAUGAAAAAAUUAAUUUUCUUCAUCUAAAUAAAAAUAAAAAGGAUGUUCAUGAUAAAAAAAUAGUUAAAUCUUUUAGUUGCAAAUACUUUUCCUUAAACAAAAGUUUUCAAUCAACAAACUCUGAAAACAUAUGCAAAGAUAAUUCUAAUAAAUUGAAUCUAAAAUUUUGCAACAAGUUAAAUAGCAUUAAUAAAAAAGAUAAUAAAGUUAUUUUAAUACCACUAUCAAAAAAUGUAAAUUACGUUGGUGAAACGGAAAGACAUGAUAAAAUUAGCAAUUUAGUCAGGUUAUGUAGUAAAACAAAAAAUGAAGAUGUGUAUUUAAAAUAUAACAGAAAAAACAUAAAACAGUGUGAAAAUAAAAUAGAGAAAACAUAUGAGAAUGAAAUAGGAGAAAAUGGAGAAAAUGAAAAAAAAGAAAAAUAUGAAGUCAAAAUAAAAGGAAAUGAUAAAAGUGAGAUAAAAGAAAUAUGUGAAUAUGAAAUAAAAGAUAAUAAUGAAAAUAAAAGCAUUCUUUCUUGUAUUGAAAAAAUAAAAAUAGAUCAAAAAAAUAAUGAAAAAAGAACAAAACUAGAUGAAGGUAAAUUAGAAAAUAACAAAUGUAGGCUUGCUGAGACAGAUACAAAUAAUAAAAAAAUUGAACUCAAUUCACUACAAAAUAUUAACAAAACAUAUUGUGCAUAUAGUAUAAAUAACCAUAAUUUUGAAAAUAGUCAUAAAAAAAACAAAGCACAAAUUAACAAUGACAAUAUCAAUGCUAAUAAUAUAAAUAAUGGAGUUUCUUCUAUGCAAAAUAAUAGUGAAUUAAGAGAAAACGAAAAAAAAAAAAAAAUGGCUACUAAAGGGAAUAUCAUUUUUAAAAAUGAUUUAUCUGAAAAUCAUAUAAUUGAAUUACUAAAAAUUUUAAAAAAAGUAAAAAAAAUAAAAAACAAUAAUACCAACAUAAAUGAAUUUAUUUUGAAGGAAGGUGUAUAUGAAAAAAUUAUAAACUACAUAAUGUGUAAUGAUAAUGAAAAUAUAAAUUACUCAAGACCUGAAGAAUUAAAUAUACCUAAAGAUGAAGAAAAAAUAGUUGAUAAAAUAUUUAACAAGAAUGUAAAUUAUAUAACUAAUUCAAAUGAUUACAAAUAUAAGAUGGAAAAUUAUAAUUUAAAUGAAAAAAUGAUUCAUAAAGAAAAUGAAUUUAAAAAUGAUGACAAUAAUAAAAAAUUAACAAAAAAUAUUAAAGAAAAUGUUUCCUCUAUUAAUAAAAAUAAUAAUUUGUUGGGACAAAAUUCAAAAAAAGAUUCUGAAGUAACAUUAGAAUUCAUAAAUAAAGUAGAGAGUUGUUUAAAUAUAAUAGAUUUAACUUUUAAUGAAUUAAUUCACUUAAAUAAAAUAAAAGAUAUUUUUUGGUAUUUAUAUAUAAAAUCAAGAUACUUUCAAAAACUAAGUAUUGUAGAUUUUUGUGAGAUGUUAAAAGAUAAAAUAGACGAAAAGAUAAAUAAAAAUUAUUUCAUGGAAUAUGUAACAAGUGAAAACUUUCAAAAUUUUAGUAAAUCAAAUUUUGAUAAUUUUGAAAAUAAAAUGAAAAUAUUGGAAAAUUUAUUUCAUUUAUUAAAAUCGUAUCCUUUAGAUUACGAUGAAAAUAAAGGAUGUUUUUAUAUAUUACAUCCACAUAAAAACAAAAUGUUCAAAAACUCUAAAUAUAAUAUUAUCAAAAAUAAAAUAAAUCAUCUUAAAUUAACAAAACAAGUUAGAGAAAAUUUUAAAAAUAGCUUUUUCUUUCUAGAUAAAAUAUUUAUUCCUAAAGAUGCCUUUUUUUUCGUAAAAGAUUCAGAAGAUAUUGGAUUGAGAGAUAAAGCAAAUAAAAUAAUUUAUGUACAUCAAGCUUUAGUUAAUGAUUUAAAGGAAGAUAUAAAUGAUAAAUCUAUAUUUGAAAACUUUUAUUCGUCAUGUCCUCCUUUUAAAUCUGACUAUUUUAGAUAUAUUCAAAAAAAAAGGAUUCAUAAUAAAAUUAGGAAAAUAAAAGAAUACAUAUUAUAUUAUUAUGAAUUUAAAUCUGUAAUAGAUUUCUUUGAAGCUUUACUAGAGUUCAACCAUGAGUAUAAGAAUUAUGAAAAAUAUAAUAAUUCUUUUUUAGCUUUUAACCUAACCAAAAAAAUUUAUGAGAAAUAUAUUAAAUUUAAAAAAAGAGAAAGCAACUAUAGCAUGCAGAAUACAAAUCAAAAUGACGAUAAUAAUAUAAUCUAUAAUAAAAAUGAAAGUAAUGUAAAUUUUAGUGUUGUUAAGUUAUCCAAAAAAAAUGAUAAUAACUGUAGCAUAAAUUCAGCAGGUAUAAAAAGAAUAAAUGAAAAUAAUAAAAAUGAAAAUUCGCAGUUUAUAUUAAGAAGAUGUUUUUCUUCAGAUAUGAAUGAAAGCAAUUAUGUUAAUCUCUUUUUGAAGUUUAAAAAAGAUAAAGAGAAAGAUUUUAAUGAAGAAAACAAUUCGGAUAAUAAUAAUAUAUACGAAAGAAAUGAAUCAAAAACAUUAAAUAAAAAUCAACAUGAUAAGGAUAUAAAAAGUAGCGAAAUUUUUUCAAAAAAAAAAAAUUUCACUGAAAGUUCUAAUGAAAACAACAAUAUAAUAGAUGAAAAUUCUUCCAUAUAUUCGAAUUUCUUUAACAUGGUUGAUACUCAUAAAAAAGUUAAGGAAAUAAGUUUUGAGAUGUUCAAAAUAUUUAUUGAAAAUUUAGGAAAAAUAAAAAAAUUCCCAAAUUUCACAUCAAUUGAUGAAUGCUUUUUAGGUAUAUGUUUUUGCGACCCUGAUGUGCCUAAACAUAUAUUUAGUCAAAAAAAAAUAUUACCCAAAAAAUUUAACUUUAAUGGUUUUAUGAACUGUAUGAGAUAUAUUCCAUAUAUUACACCUGAUUUUCCCAUACCGACUUGUUAUUUUUCAUCAUUAUAUAAUAAUGCAGAUAUAUUUAAUUCAAGAAGUGAUUAUAUUAAUAUAUUAAAAUAUAAAGGAAAAAAUAGUAUAAAGAUUCAACUAAGAAAUAAAAUUAUCUUAGAUAUAAUAAAAUUAUUUGUAUUAAUAUCAUGGAGUUUUGGUGCUAAUACAGGGAUGUUUAACGAGUCUGUAGGAAUUCCAUCUGAUAAGACAGUUGACAUGGUUGAUUCUUCGUAUUAUAUAAAUUAUAGAUAUUGUUUGAAAAAGAACAAAAUAAAUACAAAUAAUAAUGAAAACUCGAUAUCUUCUAAUAGCGUCUCAGAAUAUUUUUCAAGUAGUGAAGAAAGUACAGAAAAUGAAAAAGAAAAUGAUACUACAAUUAAAGGAGAAAGUGAUAAUGAAAAUAAUAAAAAUUUUAAGUUAAAAAAUGAAGAAAUAUAUAAUCAUUUGAAUACAUAUAAAGAGUAUGAAACAUCAAGUAAAAAUUUGAAACAUCUUUAUCAAUAUAAUACUUACAAUAAUACACAUGAUUAUAAUAAAAAUGAGAAAAAUGAUUCAUUUGAACAAUUUUUUUUAAAGAAAAAAAAAAAAAUGUCUUAUAAACUUAUACCAAAGUGGCAUAUGUGUAAUGAUAUAUUUUUAUCUAGAUUAGUUUCUUAUGAUGAAAUACAAAUAUCCUUACAAAAAAUAUUUCCUUUAUUUAUGAUACAAACAGCAUUGAUUUAUAUGAUUCAUAUAUCAUGUUGUUUAUUAAAUGAUGAAGAAUGGAAACAUUUUUUUGAAAGCCCUUUUACUUUGUAUAAGAAAUUAACUCCUGAAGAAAUUGCUAUGAGAUAUAUAAAAUUAAAGGGAUAUAAAUUUUACAAAUUGAGUAGGAUUAAGCUAAAUAAGAAUAUUGAUAUACAUCACGUUUUUAUGAAUAUUCCUGAAAAUAUGCAAUGUUAUGAAAUAUAUAAACUAGCAAUAAAUGGAGAAAACACAUCUACCGGUUAUUUGGCAGAACCAUUUGAUAUUUAUCAUCUAAUGUUUGUCUCAAAAGUUUUUUGGUAUAUUUUUAGGUAUACAGACAAUUUUCUUAUAUUAAGAUCAACUUUAUUAUAG